CACUCACUCACUCACUCACUCACUCUUACUCAUUUACCCAUUCUAUUUUUCUCGAGUGUUAUUUACCAUAUACGAUUUACGAAUAUUCAUAUCGUGUAUUAUUAAUCACGUGAUCACGUUUGAAUAAUAACAAAAAAAUUAAAGAAAAAAAGAUAAUAAUUCGUGUUGCCAUUUUUAAUGAUCAUUCUCGUGUGAAUUUUUGUUUAUUAUUUUAUUUCUUUUUUCUCUUAAUCUAUAUUAAUUAUACCUUACACGCGUAUUUACGUUAAAUCAUUUUGUGUUUUUUUUCGAGUGUGUUAUUCGCAUGGAAGAAAAGAUAAAUAUUAGAAAAAUGUUUUUAAAAUUUCGUAUAUAAAACGUCAAUUGGAAGGAAUAUAAUGUUGAGAUUAUUAUAUUAAUUUGAGAAGAGUCCAAGCUGAUGGAGAAUGAUGUUAGAUGGGAAAGAAGAUUCAUCUCCCGAGAUCGAAAAAUGGCCACUGGGAGAGAAACGUGCUGGCUAUCCACGCUAAUAGAAUAAAAAGAUAGAAAGAAAGGCUUUUUAAACAAUGACGACAACUUAAAAUAGACCGUUUCAAGUUGGAACGGAGACAUGUAUUCGAUGAACGAGUGGAUAGAUAAAUAUAAAAAUAAAAUUUAAAGCCGUUUAAAAGGUGUGUCGACCUCUAUCCACUUGUGCAUUUUCGAGGUGACAACGAUCCGUUGAACGGAAUCAAUUGCAUCAUGUUCGGGACGAAAUUGCGCACGUGGAUGGAGGCACACAUUGUGCGAUCUAAGAAAAAGAAGGAUCGUAAAAAAGGGGAUAAAGGAUUCGACUCUAACUGCAACUCGCCUAGAAGUCACAGUGCCAAUAGAUCACCUGCUUUGCAUCAAGUACAUCCUGUGGAUUCUCCAACAAAGAACGGCGUAGACGGGAUUCGAUUGCACGGUGGAUCCAGUGGUGGUGUUGGUGGUGGUGUUGGUGGUGGUGUUGGUGGUGGUUACGCUGGAACGGUGACCACCUCUUCCGGUACGUCCGGUGGUACCGGAAGCGUGAAUCUUUCGUCUCCGGAAAGUGCCUACAGUACCGGAUAUUCGACGGACGGUACGUCGCCCGGUACGAGCUUUCCGCCCGAGUAUUACAUCAAUAUCAGGACGGGCACGCAUUAUUUUCAAAGUAACAAUAAAGGUAGGGCGCAGGGAAAUGCGGGGAGGAUCGAAGACAGAUCUAACUCAGAGUCUACCAAGUCUACGAACAUGACCGGUGACAGUAAGCAGCUCAAGGACGUUAGAACCAGCACCCCGGCCAAGCUAAAUACGCUUAGCUCCGAAGCCCCCCCGAUCAAUCAUGGAUCAAAACAACCACAACAACAACAGCAACAACAACCGCAACAACAAUUGCAACAACAGCAGCAACAACCGCAGACUCCACAAAGACAGCAAGAAAAUUCCCAUAGAAGAACAGAAUCUUUCUCAGCUGAUUCCUCAAGGAACAAUCUUCCUAUACCAUCCUCGAUACCUCCCCCACUAGUUUCACCAACCGUACAAUCACCACGUGAACGAUCACGAAUAAGAACGAAUCCUUGGUUGUCGGCAAAUUCUUCUGGUUCCAGCACAACUGGAUUCAAAUCUAGGCUAACCCUCGAUGAGACUAGCAGUAGUUCAGGUCUCAAAUUGACUGAAUCUUCUGGUAGCGCAAGUGACGUCAAUGUUAACAGCACGAGAGAAAGUUUAACCAAAAAGGAACACCGUCAAGAAAGUCUCAGCGCUGGACGUAGUCCGAUCAAUCAAAAUUGGAGGAUCCUACCAGGCAUGGAUAUCAAACCAAAAAUACCAUUGGCUAUGCAACGUCGUACAAGCAGCAGUAGUUCAUCUGGAUCAUCGGUAACAAGGAGUGGUCGUUCAUCCGAGGAUGACAUUACGUUAAACGAGAUGAUGGGAAAAUUCGAUGAAAGUUACGUCUACGAAAAGGAAACUGAUAUCUUGUCGGAUAGCGACCCAACCGAUUGCGAGGAUUACAUUGACUCUUUAUCAGACGUUGAUACCGGUCAAGAUGGUGGUGAUGAGAACGAUCCCUUCGAAAACGAUUUUGAUUACAUCGACAAUGGUUCCUUCCUCGAUUUAGAUAAUCUCGAUUGUACAGGAAAUUUUCCCAAUACCGGUCAUUGUACUUACUUCACGUUUACGAGCGAACUUAGCAGGCGUGGUACAAGGUUGAGGGAAUCAUUUUUGAAACGUAGAAACAAGGAUGAAAUUCUUCCACAGAGGACGAUGAGUAUAAGGAACGCUGCAAAGAGGCAAAGUAUUCGUUAUAAGAAGACAGAUGAAAAACAAAGUGAGAAACGAAAGAAGAGAAUCUCUCAACGUAGGAAACCAAACAUGGAAAAGUUGGACGACGAGACAGCGAAUUUAAAUCGAGUCUUGGUAGAGAGAAUGUUGCUAAAGAAUUCUGGAUUUAAUCAGGGUAGUAGAAGCGUGGGUGGAACGCCUAUAUGCCUGCGUCGUAAGAAACACGAUGUUAAUAAAAAUCUAUCCCCUAUGAGGUUGAACGAUAAUAAUCAAUCGAUGGUUCAACCUACGAUCGUCGAAAACGAGGUCGUCAAAAGACGUUCUAAUUCGGUGAGUUACGUUAAUGGAAAUAUUGUGAGAAGACAGGUCACUGGAAACACAUAUAUGACAACAUUCGCGUCAGAAAUAGCACUUAUCGAAGCGGAUAAGGAAGCCGACAGGAAAUAUCGCGAGUUGAUUAUGGAAGCUGAAAAUAUCUUGGUAAAUAUGCAAAAGAAUCAAAGCCCCUUACCGAUCGUACCCUCGCCGUCACGAAAGUUUCAUAAUGGCCUGGCGAACAAACGCGUCGAAUUAAUCAAGAACACCGAAUUGAACAUCGAACUUGCUUUAUCCAAAAGUAGAAAUUCUCAACCAGAAUUACAGAGCGGUAAUAUCAGGGAUAUAGAACAUACCAGUCCGAAAAGACAAUUUACACAGCCCUGUUCUCCGGUUCAUCGAUUUAUGGAAAGAAAUUCGUGCGGAAACAUAUCAAGGGACGUUCCAUUUAAACAGGAACUUUCCAAUUGUCCUGAUUCACCUUACGUAGCUAGAAGAACACCGCAAAGUUCACCUAGCAGAAGUCUCGUUCAUUCUCGUGUACGUGUUUGUCCUACGACUGGUGGAAAAGAUAAUGGACGAGCUCGUGUACUGUUAAAUUGCAAUGGAGUACCUCAUUCUGGUAUUGAAACAACAGAGUGUCAACCAUCCCAAGGUUCAUUCUCAAAUAAGACUACUCAAUUUUUUCCGCAACAACAACAGCAUAGAGAUUCUUCACGACUAACGAUAGAUAAUAGGAAGGAUUCGAGAGUUUCAAGAUCGAUGAAGGAAGAAGGUGUGACUUCUAGUUCGUCGGAUUCUGAAGAAAAGUGUGACAUCAGGCGGAGACCUCCUCUGAUGACGUUCAGAUCGAUCGACAUGGGCCCGAUCAAGGAAGGUUCUUCUUACUGUCCUCAAAGUGAACCAGUUAAAAGAAAGGUUUACGCCGGUAGUGUAACUUACGGUAGGAUACAAAAGACAUUAGGUCAUCAUCAUCAUAAUCAAAUGUUACUAAGAAAUUCAGAUGGUGAUACGGCCACCGAUGACACCGGUGAGCCCUCAAAUAUUUUCACAAACUUCGUUGUCCCUUAUCCGAGAAGAUCAUUUCUAAACUCUAUCGUAUCACUGGAUUAUUCAGAUGAUUCUCGAAGAUCCUUGAAGGAGAAAGUAGCACAACUACGUCAAGAACGUUUAGCUGCGGAAUCCAACGCUAAUAUUCAAGACUCUCAACUAUUUCAACAACAGCUUACCCAAUUACGAAGACAAAUGUUGAUGCAAACUAUAGAAGGUUUAAAACGUAGUCUGGAAGAUCAAUCAGCUACAUUAAAGCAAACAUGUUUAGAGCCUGUACUGUCUGACGAAUUGCCUUGAACUUAACACUAUGAUGCUUAUCAAUACUACUAUUAUUACUAUUAUUUAUAGAAAAUACCAAAUCAUCCUUUCACGAAUGAGAAAAGCUGAAUUUCUUCUCUUCAGCGAUACACGACCACAAACUCCGUUGUGUGGUAACUUUGACUAUGAACACACAUACAGCAUUCGACUUUAAAAAAAAGAAACCCUUGUUUCACAGUCAUUACGAUGCAACCUGAUUACGACUGAUGAAUUUACAAAAUUACUACUGCUCGGGUGCAUGCAAGAUGAUACAAAAGAUAAAAUAUAAUAAAAGAAACAAUAUAAUGAGAGUAAUAUAAUCGUGAAAAUACUCAAAUUUAUAUAGAUAGGUAGAUCGUCGAUUGAUAAUUUUAAAGAAAAAAAGAACAAAAAUACACUGUCGAAUGACGGAGAAAGAAAGAAUCUGCUGUAAGUAUUUUUCAGGAACGUUCUUUGUAUUCUCUCCGAAUUUCGUUAGCGUACUUUUAAUCAUCGAAUUGUAACAAUAUCAUUUCACUGAAGAUUAAAGGGGAUCUAAGAUGGCAGAGAUAACGAUGGAAGAAAAAUAAUAUACUAUAGCUGAAUUACUACCGAAUGCUGUGUGACAACUCUAAUGAAUUACGCUAAACGAAUCGAUGUAUUUUUCUGCCCUGUCUCUGUAAGUGGUAAGAAGACCCAUUCGUAAUUGAAAGAUGUUGCA
Molecule: messenger RNA, 4630 nt
Organism: Polistes dominula (European paper wasp)
Lineage: Eukaryota; Metazoa; Arthropoda; Insecta; Hymenoptera; Vespidae
Source: RefSeq, a predicted model, not a curated record